AAUUAAUAUAGAAGGGAGGGGCAAAAUGGUAAACUAAAACUGAACCGGGUGACUGAGUUUAGGUAUUGGUUAAUGUUAGAGAUCUUUUAUUUUUGAAAGUUAGAAAACAACGUCGGCAGCCGCCACCUCCUCCCCGAGAAACAAUGGCCGCCCUGUCUCAGUCUCACCACCUUCACUCCAACUGUUUCUCAAGACUCCCCACCCCUAAAUCCAAACCUCUCAGGCUCUCCUCCACCAGGGUCCGCAUGUCCCUUCAAGAAACAGGCCCUUCUCUUGCCGUAGUCGGCGUCACAGGUGCCGUUGGUCAAGAGUUCCUUUCCGUCCUCUCCGACCGUGACUUCCCCUUCCGCUCCAUCAAGCUCCUAGCCUCAAAGCGCUCUGCUGGCAAGUCAGUUUCCUUCCAGAACCACUCCUUCACCGUUGAAGAACUUACUGCUGACAGCUUCAACGGCAUCGACAUCGCUCUUUUCAGCGCUGGCGGGUCCAUUAGCAAGGAGUUCGGGCCUAUUGCGGUGGAAAAAGGCGCAAUCGUGGUAGACAAUAGCUCGGCUUUCCGCAUGGUGGAGGGAGUGCCUCUGGUGAUUCCUGAGGUGAACCCAGAUGCCAUGGAGGGGAUUAAAGUUGGCAUGGGAAGAGGCGCACUGAUUGCCAACCCCAAUUGUUCCACCAUUAUUUGCUUGAUGGCUGCAACUCCUCUUCAUCGGCAUGCUAAGGUAAAACGAAUGGUAGUUAGUACAUAUCAGGCAGCUAGUGGUGCUGGUGCUGCUGCAAUGCAUGAGCUGGAGCUGCAGACCCGUGAGGUUCUGGAAGGGAAACCUCCAACAUGUAACAUUUUCAAGCAACAGUAUGCUUUUAAUUUGUUUUCACACAAUGCUCCUGUUCUGGAGAAUGGUUAUAAUGAAGAAGAAAUGAAAAUGGUCAAAGAAACCAGAAAAAUCUGGAAUGACAUGGAUGUUAAGGUGACUGCCACCUGCAUUCGAGUUCCUGUCAUGCGAGCACAUGCUGAGAGUGUGAAUCUUCAGUUUGAGAAGCCCCUUGAUGAGGACACAGCUCGAGAAAUUCUGAAAAAUGCUCCUGGAAUAGUGGUUAUUGAUGACCGAUCUUCCAAUCAUUUCCCUACACCAUUGGAGGUAUCAAACAAAGAUGGCGUUGCAGUUGGCAGGAUCCGUCGUGACUUGUCUCAAGAUGGAAAUCAUGGGUUGGACAUCUUUGUCUGUGGUGAUCAAGUUCGUAAAGGAGCUGCCCUUAAUGCUGUUCAGAUAGCUGAGAUGCUGCUAUAGUCUAAUGCAAAUUUAGAUGUAAAGAGAUCUCAAGCUAUGGUGCAAAAAGUGAAUUUACAUUUUAUAUUUGAGUCUUAAGAUGCCAAUGCGCAUUAUCUUAGGUGAUGUUAACAAAUUUUGCACAAGCUUUGUAGUUUGUAGCCUAAACUGGUUUGAAUUCAGCACUUGAAGUUUUCAGUUUGGACUGUUUUUUUGUUUUUUUGGCAUUGAUCUUUCCUCAUGGUGGGACAAUUUGUUGUAAUAUAAUCUUCUACAUUCCAACCUGUGCUGCCUUAACAUUAAUUUUUGUUGGUGUUUUUGUCACUUCAAUUGGACUUGAACUUUUUGUAGUUCUGUUUGAGAGAAUCUGUUUUGUUCACUUGUCACCAGGCAAUGGUAGCGGAUAUGUUUUUUGGU
Messenger RNA from Rubroshorea leprosula, 1676 nucleotides. NCBI's taxonomy places the organism in Eukaryota, Viridiplantae, Streptophyta, Magnoliopsida, Malvales, Dipterocarpaceae. The record is from the annotation of a GenBank genome assembly.